GUAAGGUUGGUUUUUCACUUCAACCUUCUAUUCCUCUGUUGUUUCUUACUCUUUUCUUGUCCUUUCUUUCCAUGGCUCCACCGAAUUCCACAAACCUUGAUCUCAUCAAAACUGAGUCUUUAUUUGAUUUAUCUGAGGGAAAGUUUAAGGUUAGAGAUGUUUCUUUGUUCCAUGAUGUUCCUGAGAAUGUUUCUUUCGGUUCUUUCUCUGAAAUAUGCAAACCCUCUGAAUCAAAUGCUCCACCUUCAAUCCUUCAAAAAGUUCUUGAUUUUUCUCACAAAGGUGGUUUCUUUGGAUUCUCUCAUGAAACCCCGUCUGAUAGAUUGAUGAAUUCAUUAGGUAGUUUCAAUGGAAAAGACUUUGUGAGUAUUUUCAGGUUCAAAACGUGGUGGUCCACUCAAUGGGUAGGAAAAUCUGGUUCUGAUUUACAAAUGGAAACUCAAUGGAUUCUCAUUGAUAUUCCUGAAAUCAAAUCCUAUGUUGUUGUCAUUCCUAUAAUUGAAAAAGGUUUUAGGUCAGCACUUUUUCCUGGUUCUAAUGACCAUGUUAUGAUUUGUGCUGAAAGUGGUUCAACCAAGGUGGUAGAAUCUAGUUUCAAUGCUAUUGCUUAUGUUCAUUUUUCUGAAAAUCCUUAUGAUUUGAUGAAAGAAGCUUAUAGUGUUAUAAGGGUUCAUCUCAACACUUUUAGGCUAUUGGAAGAGAAAACACUACCAAAUUUAGUUGAUAAAUUUGGUUGGUGCACUUGGGAUGCUUUCUAUUUAACUGUUAAUCCUAUUGGUGUUUUUCAUGGUCUUGAGGGUUUUUCUAAAGGCGGAGUUGAACCGAGGUUUGUUAUCAUUGAUGAUGGAUGGCAAAGCAUUAGUUUAGAUGGUGCUGAUCCAAAUGAAGAUGCAAAGAAUCUUGUUCUUGGGGGUGAACAAAUGACUGGAAGGCUUCAUAGGUUUGGUGAAGGAGACAAGUUCCAAAAAUAUGAAAGUGGAUUGUUACUAGGUCCUAAUUCACCUCCUUUUAAUCCAAAAACGAUUAAGGAGUUGAUUUUAAAGGGAAUUGAACAUGAGCAUUUGAGGAAACAAAGACAGGAGGCAAUUUCAUCUGAAAGUUCUGAUUUGGCUGAAAUUGAGUCAAAGAUCGAGAAAUUAAUAAAAGAAAUUGAUGAUCUCUUUGGUGGAGAACAAAGUAGUAUUGUUCAAAAAAGUGAGUGUGGAAGAUUUUGUUGUAAAGAAAAAAAGGAGUAUGGUUUGAAGGCUUUCACAAGGGAUUUGAGGACUAAGUUCAAAGGUUUAGAUGAUGUUUAUGUUUGGCAUGCACUUUGUGGUUAUUGGGGUGGUGUGAGACCAGGAACAACACACCUUAAUAGUAAAAUAGUCCCCUGCAAACUUUCACCUGGUCUUGAUGGAACAAUGGAAGAUCUUGCCGUGGUUAAAGUUUUGGAAGGUUCAAUUGGGCUAGUUGAUCCUAAUCAAGCCAGUGACUUGUAUGACUCCAUGCACUCUUAUCUUGCUGAAUCUGGUGUCACCGGAGUCAAAAUUGACGUCAUUCAUUGUCUUGAAUAUGUGUGUGAUAAAUAUGGAGGCAGAGUUGACCUUGCAAAAGCUUACUAUGAAGGGCUGACAAAAUCCAUUGCUAAGAAUUUUAAUGGAAAUGGAAUCAUUGCUAGCAUGCAACAGUGUAACGACUUCUUCUUCCUUGGAACACAUCAAGUUUCGUUGGGAAGAGUUGGGGACGACUUUUGGUUCCAAGAUCCUAAUGGUGAUCCAAUGGGAGCUUUCUGGUUACAAGGUGUACACAUGAUUCAUUGUUCCUACAAUAGCUUAUGGAUGGGACAAAUGAUUCGACCUGAUUGGGACAUGUUCCAAUCUAACCAUGUUUGUGCUAAAUUUCAUGCUGGUUCAAGAGCUAUUUGUGGUGGUCCAAUUUAUUUGAGUGAUAGUGUUGGCUCUCAUGACUUUGAUUUGAUUAAGAAACUUGUGUUACCUGAUGGUACAAUCCCCAAAUGCAUACAUUUUCCUCUUCCUACUAGAGAUUGUCUUUUCAAAAAUUCUCUAUUUGACAAAACAACUGUUCUCAAAAUUUGGAAUUUCAACAAGUAUGGGGGAGUGAUUGGUGCAUUCAACUGUCAAGGGGCCGGGUGGGACCCAAAAGAGCACAAGUUUAGGGGAUUCCCUGAAUGCUACAAGCCUAUAACUGGCACUGUGCAUGUAACUGAAGUUGAAUGGAAUCAGAAGAAAGAAGCAUCUCAUUUGGGUAAGGCAGAAGAAUAUGCAGUCUACUUCAAUCAAGCUCAAGAACUUUCUUUGAUGACUCCAAAAUCUGAACCAAUUCACUUUAUCAUUCAACCAUCCACAUUUGAGCUAUACAAUUUUGUUCCAGUCACAAAGUUUGGUGGCAACAUCAAAUUUGCACCCAUUGGAUUGACAAACAUGUUCAACAGUGGUGGAACAAUUCUUGAUUUGGAAUAUGUUGAAAGUGGUGCUAAGAUUAAGGUUAAAGGUGGUGGGAAUUUCCUUGCUUAUUCAAGUGAAUCACCAAAGAAGUUUCAACUGAAUGGUUCUAAUGUGGAUUUUGAGUGGCUAGGUGAUGGAAAAUUAUCUCUCAAUGUUCCUUGGAUUGAAGAGGCUUGUGGUGUUUCUGAUUUGGCAAUUUUCUUCUAGACUACUAGAAUAUUAGUAUUAAAAUAACGAUGUGCUUCUAUUUCUUAAUAUAAAAGAAAUUGAAGUUUACUUAUGAAUAAUACAAUGUGCGACGAAUUGAUCGUAACAUUUCUCUUAACCUAAUAUUGGUUAGUUUGGAACUUUCGAUAUUAUCUUGCUAUGUUUUCUA
Messenger RNA from Medicago truncatula (barrel medic), 2820 nucleotides. RefSeq names its product stachyose synthase. Bases 72 to 2651 code for a protein of 859 amino acids. The transcript is spliced from 4 exons. The record is from RefSeq and is a predicted model, not a curated record. NCBI's taxonomy places the organism in Eukaryota, Viridiplantae, Streptophyta, Magnoliopsida, Fabales, Fabaceae.